Messenger RNA from Torulaspora globosa, 837 nucleotides. It is a transcript of the gene LHP1, whose product is annotated as tRNA maturation protein LHP1. Gene Ontology annotation, molecular function: mRNA binding. Lineage: Eukaryota; Fungi; Ascomycota; Saccharomycetes; Saccharomycetales; Saccharomycetaceae. Gene Ontology annotation, biological process: RNA processing. The transcript has a single exon. The coding region runs from base 1 to 837 and encodes 278 amino acids. The record is from RefSeq and is a predicted model, not a curated record. Gene Ontology annotation, cellular component: nucleus.
AUGUCUUCUAGUGCUGAGCCAAACAGCGAGUCGCAAUCGAGACGUGGCUCGUAUGCUCCCGUUGAGUUCACGGCUCAAGUAAAGCAGCAAUGCUUGAAACAGGUGGAAUUUUACUUUUCCGAGUUCAAUUUGCCAUAUGAUAAAUUUCUACGUAUGACCGUGGCGAAGAACGACGGAUGGGUGCCCAUCACCACGAUUGCCAGUUUCAACAGGAUGAAGAAAUUCAGACCUGUGGAUAAGGUGGUCGAGUGCCUGCGCGAGUCUAAGGUGUUGGAAGUGAGCGACGACGGCGAAAACGUCAAGAGAAUCGAACCUUUGGACUUCGAAGGCGCCAAGAAUGCGAGAUUGGAGCAGAACAAGCGGACGUUGGCUGUCAUCAACUUCCCUCACGAAAACGUAGAUGACAUGACUGCUCUGCAGGAAAGCCUGGAGGAGUUUUUCAAUAAGCUUUCGGAGGUUAACCAGGUUCGUCUGAGAAGAGAUCAUAAGAAGAAGUUCAACGGAACCGUCAUCGUGGAGUUCAAGACGUUGCCCAAAUGCGAGGAGUUUCUCAAGGUCUACUCUGGCGAGGACGCUGAGACGCUAUCGUACGAGGGGAAGAAGCUGGAAGUGUUUACCAAGAAGCAGUAUGAUUUGCAAAGGGAGGCUACCAGAUCCAAGAAUUUCAGCGGAUCCGGUCAGAGAUCCAGAUCUUUUACCGGUCACAGGAAGAAUAUGCCAAAAUCACGCCGCUCGACCAAGAGCGACGACAACAAAUCCGAGUCGGAAUCGAAGGAAGAAUUGAGGGAGGAAGCCGGUAAGGAGUCUGUCCCCGCCCAGGCGGAAGAGCACCCAUGA